Closterium sp. NIES-65 is the source of this 1590-nucleotide messenger RNA. NCBI's taxonomy places the organism in Eukaryota, Viridiplantae, Streptophyta, Zygnematophyceae, Desmidiales, Closteriaceae. The record is from the annotation of a GenBank genome assembly.
AUGUGCUUCCUCUGCUUGCCCCUCCUUGCUUGCGCUUCCUCUGCUUACGCUUCCUCUGUUUGCACUUCCUCUGCUUCUUCUUCCUGUGCUUGCGCUUCCUCUGCUUGCGCUUCCUCUGCUUGUGCUUCCUCUGCUUCUGCUUCCUCUGCUUGCGCUUCCUCUGCUUGUGCUUCCUCUGCUUGCGCUUCCUCUGCUUGUGCUUCCUCUUCUUGCGCUUCCUCUGCUUGUGCUUCCUCUGCUUGCGCUUCCUAUGCUUGUGCUUCCUCUGCUUGCGCUUCCUCUGCUUGUGCUUCCUCUGCUUACGCUUCCUUUUCUUGUGCUUCCUCUGCUUGCGCUUUCUCUGCUUAUGCUUCCUCUGCUUGUUCUUCCUCUGCUUGCGCUUCCUCUACUUGUGCUUCCUCUGCUUGCGCUUCCUCUCCUUGUGCUUCCUCUGCUUGCGCUUCCUCUGCUUGCGCUUCCUUUGCUUGUGCUUCCUCUGCUUGUGCUUCCUCUGCUUGUGCUUCCUCUGCUUGUGCUUCCUCUGCUUGUGCUUCCUCUGCUUGUGCUUCCUCUGCUUGUGCUUCCUCUGCUUGUGCUUCCUCUGCUUGCGCUUCCUCUGCUUGUGCUUCCUUAGCUUGUGAUUCCUCUGCUUGCGAUUCCUUUGCUUACGCUUCCUUUGCUUGUGCUUCCUCUGCUUACGCUUUCUCUGCUUGCGCUUCCUCUGCUUUUGCUUCUUGUGCUUGCGCUUCCUCUGCUUGUGCUUCCUCUGCUUGCACUUCCUCUGCUUGCGCUUCCUCUGCUUGUGCUUUUGACGCUCGCGCUUCCUCUGCUCAUGCUUCCUCUGCAUGUGCUUCCUCUGCUUGCGCUUCCUCUGCUUGCGCUUCCUCUGCUUACGCUUCCUCUGUUUGCGCUUCCUCUGCUUGCGCUUCCUCUGCUUGUGCUUCCUCUGCUUGCGCUUCCUGUGCUUGUGCUUCCUCUGCUUGCGCUUCCUAUGCUUGUGCUUCCUCUGCUUGCGCUUCCUCUGCUUGUGCUUCCUCUGCUUACGCUUCCUUUUUUUUGUGCUUCCUCUGCUUGCGCUUUCUUUGCUUGCGCUUCCUCUGCUUGUUCUUCCUCUGCUUGCGCUUCCUCUGCUUGCGCUUCCUCUGCUUGCGCUUCCUCUGCUUGCGCUUCCUCUGCUUGUGCUUCCUCUGCUUGCGCUUCCUCUGCUUGCGCUUCCUCUGCUUUUGCUUCCUCUGCUUGCGCUACCUCGGCUUUUGCGCUUCUUCUGCUUGCGCUUCCUCUGCUUACGCUUCCUCCACUUGCGCUCCUCUGCUUGCGCUUCCUCUGCUUGCGCUUCCUCUGCUUGUGCUUUUGACGCUCGCGCUUCCUCUGCUCAUGCUUCCUCUGCAUGUGCUUCCUCUGCUUGCGCUUCCUCUGCUUGCGCUUCCUCUGCUUACGCUUCCUCUGUUUGCGCUUCCUCUGCUUCUUCUUCCUGUGCUUGCGCUUCCUCUGCAUGCGCUUCCUCUGCUUGCGCUUCCUCUGCUUGUGCUUCCUCUGCUUGUGCUUCCUCUGCUUGCGCUUUCACUGCUUGCGCUCUUCUGCUUGUGCUUCCUCUGCUUGCGCUUCCUCUGA